UUUGGGGGCUUCGAUUGUGAAAGGAGAUACCGUCCCUAGACAUUAACCCCCGAAAGGCUUGAAUGAAAAACUUUCACCACAUUCUCCCCGGUCGCUCGGCCGCGGUUGGGGAGCGUCUGCAGACUUUCGCCAGCCUUCUGAGAACGCCUGGCCUUCUUUGCUCCUGUCCCCUCGUUGCGUUUUCGUGUCUCGCCCCUCGGCGCUUUGUGUCUCGCCCCUCGGCGCUUUGUGUCUCGCCCCUGCGACACUCAAAAGUCUCCUUGUGUCAGACUGACAGACGCCAUCCCUACGUUUCUUCUUCGUUUCCUUUUCCGUUUUUCUCCUGGCACCUCUCUCCACGUGCCUCGAGACUCUCUGCACCCACGGAGGUGUGUGUGUCUCGCCGCGCGUCCAAAAGCGUCUGAAGAAGCCUUCCUUUUUCGCGCCUUCCACGUCACUCGAUUCCGGUGGCCCAGCACCGCCGACGCGAGUUUCGCGUCCUCUUUAGAGUUCUUUUCCAGGGAUUUCCUUGAAGGUAACUCACUCCAUAUCCAAGUCCCCACCAUGGUGACGGCUCGCCAGUCCCGUCCGCUUCCUCCUCCCAGGAGCCGUCCUCCUCCGCGAAGACCCUCUCGGCUUCUCUGCUCCCUCGCGGCCAUCGCUGUUCUCGCCUGCCUCAUGUCUUUCUCUCCUUCUUUGCACCUCUCUCCUGUCCGCCUGUCUUCUUUUUAUCCGUCUCCGUUUGCACACAUGCCGUCCGUGGUUCCGGUCCAUGCAGGGUGACGGAGGCAGCUGCACAUCACGCAGCCGACAGGCUCCGCAGAUCGCCUGGGUUUGGUGCUGCGUUUCGGCAGAGACGCGGCCUCUUUUUUCUCGAGAAAAGCUGGAAAUUUCGCUCGUGAACGACCUGCCGUCUUCGCCUUGACCGCGGCGGGCGUCGGCCUGGGGCUCUGGGCGAGCGCGAAGGCGAGACGCGACGGCCUCGUCUUCUCGCAGAACCCCCACGAGUCUCUCUUCCCGCCCCCAGAAGCCUACAUGAAAACGACCUUCCUCAGUCGAGUUGCGAAACUUCGUCGACAAGGAGAACCGUUCCUCUUUCCUGGGGAAGCACCUGGGGAUUCAGAGAACUUCGUCGAAGACGAUGGCACAGACGAGACAAGGGAGAGAGCGAACACGGGAGAAGUCGGGGAAACUGGAGAAGGCGAGGAGAUCCAAACUGCACGCGCGAAUUCGGGCAUGGGCAUCCCGUCGAUUUCGGCGUUUUUCGAGGAGCUUCUGCCUCCUGAAAUCUUCCCCACCUUCUCCAAAUCCUGCAAAGGAGGCUAUUCCCUGCGAGUAGUCCGUUCGCCUCUUAUUCCUCUCGGACGAGGCGCGAGUGCCUUUCGCCAGGCUUCGCGUCUCCUCCACGACUUCGACCCCACAGUUUUCACAGAAAACGGAGACACCACGGGACAGGGCACGGCGCGAGGAGACAAUCAGAGACACGCAAAGUGGAGACAAGAAAAACACAGACAAGAAAAGCAGAGAGAAGAAGACACAUGGAGAGAAGGCAAAUGGGGUCAGGGAGAGAAGGAACGAGCUGGAAUGAAGCGAGAGAAGGGCAGCGUCCAGUUCGUGGUUUCGAACUCGAGAGACUUGGAUCAAAACGAGGGAGGAGACGGCACAGUCUCCGCGAGGUGCUCUCGAGGAGACAGCGAGACCUUUCGUGUGGGGUCUCCCGCCGCGCUUCUGCUUCGCCACCUGCCUUUCCGAUGGCGACUGCUGCCGCUGACGGUCGCGGCGCGGGAGAUGAACUCCCCCGUCGCUCUGUCUGGAGCCCCAGAGCGCCCCCUUUGCACGCAGUUCGGAACGGAAGAGAACGAGGUCAUGCCGCAGACGCCCGGGACGAAAAGGUUCCGCGCUUGCGUUCAAAGAAAUGUGAAGCAGAGGGAGAGUGCGGUAAAGGAGAAGGACAACGAGAAGGAAGAGACAAAGACGGAGAGGGAAGAGAGGGAGAAGCACGGUCCGAAAGCUCUGCACAGAGGAGUCGUCAGAUGCAGUUCCCUCUGGUUUGCUGUUGCCCGCAGUCCAGUCUCUUCCUCUUACAGCGGAUUCCUGGUCUUCCGGCUUUUCUUCCUUCCCCCGUCUUCGCCUCCUGGAUUCUCUUCGAGUUCGAGGGAAGGCGAAGUUCUUCUGGAAGUCUUGGCUGUGCACAGAGGCGAACACGGAGAGACUUUGCCAUUCUCGGCGGAGCUUCCCGGCCUCCUCGCCAGCCGCCUCGGCUUCGAACUCCGCAGGCAGCUGAAGGCGAGGCUUCAGCGAGUGCGAGCGCUGGAAGAAGCGCCCGAGCGAAAAAGAGAAGAGGCGCAGAACGAGGAAGGCAGCGAGUACAGAGAAGAGAAAGAAGGAGACGCCAAACCCAGAGAAGACGAGAGCGACGAUCUGAUGCAAGACGCUUCGUACGAGGUGUGGCAGAGAGACGAAAGCGGAGACGCGCAGUCUUCGCCUUCCUAUCUGUCUAGGAGUGACGAAGGCCGAGGAACAAAGGAGUCUGCGACUUCGCCGCCGCCUGCCAUACGAAGCACGGGGCCUCGACCAAGCGUGGACAGCAGACCUGGCAGAACGAGGAAGUCCUUCCUCAACAGCUGGAGAAGACGCUUCUGGAGUUUUCAGUGGUCACGACAGGCUGCGGCGAGAAAUAACUUCUCUAAGCUGUCGCGCGCCAGAUCUCACUGGAGACCAAAGCCGCCUGCGCCAGGCGGCUGACGCUAGAGCGCCGCUGUUCUUUCACAUGCACUUCGCUGCAGAGGACCAAGACUGAGACCAGACAAGCGGAGUUCCAACGUGGAAGUCUCUGCCCUCUGAACGGCGUUUGCCGUGAGGAGGUCGGAGAGACAGUUGCAGCGCCCUAGAGGGCGAGCCGAGAACGGAAGAGUUUCAGGAAAUCCGAGACCGCGGAGCUGGGGAAAAGGACCGUCAACUCUCGAACUGACGCCCGAAGGACGCUGUCUCAGUGGGGCGUCCGGGGCACUGUUGGAGAGGUCGCAGAUCAAGGCGUAACCGGGCGACGCGGAUCGGUGGGGACGUCGGAGGUGACGAACAAGGAGUUCGCGAGUAGGAAGAAGACCAUCGCGCUUGAACUGGAGACAGAGCAGACGGGAACUUGGAAAAAGCAAAGGACAUCCCUACGUGUGCCAUCUGUCAGAGCGAGUGACGGGCGCUGCGUGAAUCUCUACGGAGAGGGCGGCGCCUCGAAGAGCUCUCGAGGAGCGCGUCGGUGUCUCUGUCAUGCGGAGACAGUGUGUCGUUUCUAUGUGUCUCUACCUGUCUCUGAUCCCUCAACUCGCCGAGGGACGUUUUUCUGGAAUCAACGUGCGCCUUUCUUUGGAAGACGGAGGAGAAACUCUGUGCAGAGAAACGCUUGAAAAGCCGA
Messenger RNA from Toxoplasma gondii ME49, 3391 nucleotides. RefSeq lists its product as hypothetical. The record is from RefSeq and is a predicted model, not a curated record. NCBI's taxonomy places the organism in Eukaryota, Apicomplexa, Conoidasida, Eucoccidiorida, Sarcocystidae. The transcript has a single exon. The coding region runs from base 1015 to 2724 and encodes 569 amino acids.